Odontomachus brunneus is the source of this 8161-nucleotide messenger RNA. It is a transcript of the gene fz2, whose product is annotated as frizzled-2. Gene Ontology annotation, cellular component: plasma membrane. The record is from RefSeq and is a predicted model, not a curated record. Gene Ontology annotation, molecular function: Wnt-protein binding; Wnt receptor activity. Bases 1977 to 4331 code for a protein of 784 amino acids. Gene Ontology annotation, biological process: canonical Wnt signaling pathway; non-canonical Wnt signaling pathway. Lineage: Eukaryota; Metazoa; Arthropoda; Insecta; Hymenoptera; Formicidae. The transcript has 2 exons.
CACAUCACAUCCGGACGACUCCACGGAAUAAUCGGCGAGACGUCACAACUUGACGUGAUCUCCUCGCGAUCUUUCUCUGCCUAUCGUUUAUCUCGCGCUUCAUGUCGCACCACGAGACGUUUGAUAAUUAUAUCAUUUUUCACAGUCUUCCCUCAAAACUCGUCUCCUCGUCUCCUCGCCUCCUUCGCGGGCGUCUUCUACGUCUUCUACGUCUCACUUUGUACCCAGAGACUGCGCGGACUCGUUCCCGAUUACACGACGCGAAUACAGUCCCGCGUGCUCGAGAGUUAUUAAUAUCUUAAUUACGGCAAGCUUGUUUUUGCGAGGUCGUCUGGUCGAUCAGUUCGUCGAGGCGGGACAAGAGUCCGCUUACUCGAAUCGACUGCCAACGUCAAAGACACGGUAUGUAUAAGAGUGUCGUUCGUCUCGCAGGCGAUCUUUAUGAACCUUCCGCUAGUCGCGGGUCUUUGAGAAAAAAUGAAGAGAGAUUUCACUAGACAUUUUAUAAAUCAAAAGGAAACACUUUAAAAAUCAGUCUUGUAUCAUUCCUCACGAUCUCUUAGGUAAUUACUUUUCACCUAUUGUUCCAGACUCUUGAUAAGCUACCUAACAGUUAAAUUAUACGCUUGUGUUUGUGUAAUUUGAAGAGAAAACCAAGACAGAUAUAUGAUUUAUUUGUUAGGUGGCUCACCAAAAUAUUGGAACGACCGGCUCAUAGGAAGAUAGGAAAAAUAUGGCGGGUAUCAUUCUAAUUCUCACUCUGUGCCGCACCAAAACAAAGUGAUUCAACAGCCCUCAGCCAACCGCGCGACUACCCAAAGGUUAAAGUCUAUCUGCAACUUCCUUCUCGAUUGAUCCCGUUUUUUCGGCCGCUCAUUUCAUCUCUCGUCUCUGUGACGAACGGACCUAGUCAUGAAGUUACACGAUCGGUCCUUCGGCCACGAAAGCGGCCGUAAUCGAAAUACGUGAUCGCGGAUAACCCCACACCGGCGAGCUCGCGACGCCACGCGUCGCCGCAAAGCGUCGCGAUGCCGCCGCGGGCGGAAGCACGCACGCGCCCGCGAUCGAAGCCGGCGAAAAAUUCGCGGCGAUGAGCAGGAAGAGGCGCGACGGGGAUGAAGAGCCAGAAGGAGCGACACGCGGACACGCGCAGCUGAGCUGCGAGCGUCGAUAAAAGCUAGCGUCGCCGUGCGGCCGCGUGCAUUUAUCGCGCGUCUACGAAACCGUCAACCAGAACACAACCGGACACGUGGAAGACGCGUAACCUCUCGCGAUCGUCAAUCAGCCUCUUGCUUUCGGUUGCGGGAUGUCGGGGAAACGAGCGUCGCCACGUAACGCGCAAACACGAAUUUGAGAGAGGAUAAGCCGACUCUUGUUCGUCCUCUUCUCCUCGAGCAGAGACAGAUCUCGUCGCAACUUGGGCAACCUUGUUGGGGCAGUGACGGACUUAAGGCAGUGGCAAAUGACCGGGAGACGCCGGGAACCGCGACGAUUUGCCGGCACGACGAGCGACUAAGACAAAUCGCAGGUGUCGACCUGAUCUUGGGGCUUUUCAAGUCACUUGAGAAGAAAAUCGCAUCACUCGGACCGUGUGCUAUCGACGACGACGACGACGGGGACAGACGACUCCGUCAGCCGCGUCCGGAAAAUCCGCCGGGUAAACGCGGCAGGAUGGAGAACGGGAUGGAAAGGGAGGAAUAGAGAGAGCGAGAAGACGGAAGAGACAAGAAAAGCGUGUUAUCCGCACGGUUGUCGACGUGUCGUCGGCGUGACGUCAGUAGACUGAGUAGUGAGUCGAUAAUCGGUGCGAUAAACGUAGCCUACGUCGAUACAUUAUCGCGGACAGUUUGCAAUAGGAGCCAGGCGACAGGAAGGCAUCGGCGAAUGUCGCGCGUCCAAGGAACACGACCACCAACGUCGCGGAGCAUAAUCUAAUCGAGACACUGUCAGGCGGCAGUUAUGCGAGCUACGCAGUCAUGAAUCGAGCGUCCUUGAACACGAGACCCGCGCGACGGACGAAGCUGUUCCCGACCCGAACGAUGACGAUGGGUCUGUUGAUGUUACUGCUGGUGCUCGCGACGACGUUGUCGGACGCACGGUCGGAAUCGGCCAUCAGUCCAAUAGGUAGUGUGGGAUCAGGCUCAGGUGUCUCGUCUUCGUCCUCAUCCGGCUCUUCGUCAUCGUCGUCGUCAUCGUCGUCGUCGUCAUCAUCAUCUGUGAUCGGCGUGGUGUCCGACGGUGGUUCGAGUUCGGGCAACAAUGGAAUGGGCAGCGUGGCGAAUGGCGGUAACGGCGUGAUGGGUAACGUCGGGGGUGGCAUCGGCGGCAACGGCGGUAUGAACGGCGGCGGUGGACAUUCCGCAAUCGGUAGCAGCAAUGGGAACGGCCGUUGCGAGGAGAUCACGAUUCCCAUGUGCCGCGGGAUCGGUUACAACCUGACCGCCAUGCCAAACGAGCUGAAUCACGACAGUCAAGACGAGGCCGGACUGGAGGUUCAUCAGUUCUGGCCGCUGGUGGAGAUCAAGUGUUCACCGGACCUCAAGUUCUUUCUGUGUUCCAUGUACACGCCGAUCUGCUUGCCAGAGUACACGAAGCCAUUGCCAGCUUGCCGUAGCGUUUGCGAGCGAGCACGCGCUGGCUGCGCACCGUUGAUGCAGCAGUACGGCUUCUCGUGGCCGGAACGCAUGGCAUGCGACCGAUUGCCGAAUCACGGCGAUCCAGAGCGCCUCUGUAUGGAGCAAGACAAUCACACCAGCAGCGCAGGCACCGGUGGCGGCGGCGGCGGAGGUGGCGGUAACGGCGGCUCGCCGAGCAGCGGCGCCCCAGCACCGCCGGGUCCGCCAGCGCGACCCACACGACCCUCCAAGACCGCGCAACCAGCCCGCUGCAAACCGGGUAAGAACCAAAAAAACUGCCAGCACCCCCCGGGGGAGAGGGCGAGGGACUGCGCGUGCAGGUGCAGGGCGCCCCUCGUGCCCCUGGGGGCGGUGGGCGCGAUAAUACCAGGACCGAUAGGCGCCGGCAGCGGCAGCAUCAGCGGAAGCACCAGCAACGGGGUCGGUCUGGCCGGCAUGAACGUAAAUGGAGCGAUACCGGCGCCGCCGCCAAUGGGAAUCGGCCGCAACGUCAUCCAGGACAUUGCGGGAGUGCAAGACUGCGCCCUACCGUGCCACGGCGCGUUUCUCACCACCGAAGAACGAGGUUUCGCAGCCGUAUGGCUAGCUCUGUGGAGCGGACUGUGCGCCGCCAGCACUCUGGUGACCGUCACCACGUUUCUGAUCGACACCCAGCGUUUCAAGUAUCCUGAGAGGCCGAUAGUCUUCCUCUCGGCAUGCUACUUCGUCGUGUCGGUGGGCUAUCUGUCACGGAGCGUGUUCGGUCACGAGGAAAUCGCCUGCGACGGUCCAGCCUUGAAGUCUGGUGCUCAAGGUCCGGGUGCCUGCGUCACCGUGUUCCUCAUGAUCUACUUCUUCGGUAUGGCGUCCUCGGUGUGGUGGGUGAUCCUAGCGUUUACGUGGUUCCUCGCAGCGGGUUUGAAGUGGGGCAACGAGGCGAUAGCGUCGUACUCGCAGUACUUCCACCUGGUAGCUUGGCUGGCACCAACGGUGCAGACGGUUUGGGCAUACGUCGCUGGCGGUGUUGCCGGCGAUCCGGUAGCUGGAGUUUGCACGGUGGCGCCAGAGGGUGUGCGCAAUUUCAUCCUGGCGCCUUUGUUCGUUUACCUUCUGUUGGGCACGAGCUUCCUCCUGGCUGGCUUCGUGAGUCUCUUCCGCAUUCGGUCGGUGAUCAAGCGUCAACCCGGCGCCAAAGCGGACAAACUGGAAAAGCUGAUGAUUCGCAUCGGCGUAUUCAGCGUUCUCUACACCUUACCAGCGGGAUUAGUGUUGGGUUGUCACAUCUACGAGUCACAUUGGCGAGACGAAUGGCUCAGCUCGCUGGCGUGCCCCUGUCGACCGCGUGCGAGGCCGCUCUACUCUCUCCUGAUGCUAAAAUACUUCAUGGCGCUCGCAGUCGGCAUCACCUCGGGCGUCUGGAUCUGGAGUGGCAAGACGGUCGACUCCUGGAAGCGACUGUGGAGGCGUUUGUUUGGCGGUGAUCACGGCGUGAGCGGACAUAUGGGCGCCGGCGCUGGUAUGAUGGCUGGCGUGACCGGGGUUAGCGGCGGUAUCGGCAGUGCUAGCAUCAAGGGAGUUGUGGGUCGCGUGGCGGUGCCGUAUCCACCGGCGCCGGGUCCAGGUAGCGCUCUGUUGCCACCUGGUAGCGUCGCCAGCGCGUCUCAACAUCAUCUCCAUCAUCACGUGCUCAAGCAACCCCCGCUUUCGCACGUAUGACGUCACCAGUCGGCGGGAGGCGACAUGAACACCGCUGGAUGCGAGCAGCAGCAGCCGCAGCAAGAGAGGCCUUCCGCCCUUAGCAACUAUGGGCCCAUCUAGCCCUUCGCCUCGGCCUCGCGCAGGCACAACACGCCGCACACGGCACCGCAUACCGCGCCGCAUACUCCCCACUCGGCGGCGACGAUAUACUCCAGGAGGUCGCUUGCGUCCACGACGGGACCGCUAACUCCGGCGCACGGUAUCGCGCCCUCCUACACGCAAGCCACCGAGGUGUGAGAGUACGCAUAGAGGAGCCGGAAGCUCGCAACGCUGCGCCAUCAGAUGGGAGACUGUGACGCCGAGGCCGGUCACCAUCAUCGGCCACUUCCGCGCGAUGAACGACGAGCGGCCGCAGUGCUUCUCGAUUACCCGAUAUACGUAUUAGCCUGUACGUGUCUUCUUCUCCCGCGGGAAUCUCGAGAAAUCCUCUCUUCAAGCUCAUCGGCCUGGUUGUCGACGUUGUCGCCGUCGUCGUCGUCAUCGUCGCUGGCGCCAUCAUCGUCGUCGUCAAGGACGUCUCUGUUGAUUCCAAGGAUUGAAGAGGGUGAUGAAACGGUGAAUCCUGGUGGACGACGUGGCGGGGACGUCAUCAGGGUGACGGCCGUUUGUCGUCAGGGAGGAUCGCUCGAGUGCCGCGGUCUAGUGAGAUUGUGAUGUAGACGAAAGAGACUUGGUGAACGAAGAGCUGCGAGAGCGCAGCGAACGGUCGAUAGAUUUCUCUGUCUUUAUCCGUAUCUAUCUAUCUAUUCUCUCUCUAAUCUUUCUUACAUUCUUGUAGCGGCGCUCGUAAAGCCCGCGUGUCCGUCUAACGUGUAUCGUCUCGUCUAUUUAUCUAAUCUAGCCGUUAAAAAGCAGAAGCCACGUGGAGGUGCGUGCCACGAGUGCGUGUUGUAUGUGCGCGAGCAACGGCGGCCUGCUCGCUCUUCCUGCCCCUCCUCGAAGAGGGAGGAGGGUGUCCACUGCCGCGGUGUUCUCGACAUCCUCGAGAUCCCUUCCUCCAGGUCCUUCUCGCAGAACGACCGAACCAAAUUCCUCCCCACUGCCACGGAUCGCGACAGACAGAUCGCGGAAGUCUGAAAGUAGCUCACUGACGGGAGGGGAGCAGGCUGCCGCGCCCGUGACGAAUGCGCGCGAGAUAGAGCGAGUGUGUACAGGCAGAACGUCGAAGAAGUAACGAGUUGGGAAUGGACUACUGUAAAUAUUGUUCUUAGAUGUUAGUCGCGCUGUAAAUAAAAACGGUCGCCAGACACGUUGUAGGAUGUUUUUUUUUCUUUUUUUCGAAGAACGCGAGGAUCGCGCUCGUGGCGAAUGCGCCACGUGUAUCCCCGACGCGCGUUCACGCGUCCCUUCACAGAGAGCAAUUGUCAGUCAAUACUUGCCGUUUGGCCGCCACGCAUCGUAAGGUUCGUCGAUUGGACCGCGUUGUGCAAUGUCGUGCUGUAAUCCGCCGCUUUCGCCGACUUUCCUCGAGACGAACGACGCGGGCUUCGGGAUCUCUGGCGGCUUGUAAAAUAUUAUCUCUACUCAUGAUUACUUAAUAUUUUUUAUUUCACGUCUCAUUGACGUUUCUCGAUCAACAGUUUGCUCCGAAGUAAUUUAACGGAAAUUUUAGGAAGAUUAACGCGUGAAUUCCGGCUGAAUCUGUUAUAUUUCGUUAAGUUUCGAUUUGUAAAUUUGUAUUACCGAGUCUGUGAAGAUCGUUUGCUUGCCUUCUUUCUUUUUUAUUUUUCAGUUUACGAUAAAAAUGAUUUGGUCCCAGAUUGCAUAACGCGGUCCGGAUUGAUCCGUGCGUGUUGUAUCGCAAUACUUUCGACUUAGAUUCCAUUCUGGUCGCCACGAGCGGCCGAUCGUCAUGGAAUGCGAACGCGAAUCCGUGCGCGUUCUUAUCGCGAAAAAAAAUGCGAGAAAUAGUACAUGUUAUAAGUAAAACAUACACAAACAUAUAUAUAUAUAUAUAUAUAUACACACAGGUCUGCCUCGCGAAGAUCACAAUAUAAUUUAACACGUCGGUGUAUUAGGUCGAAACCUUUUUAUACCGUAAGUAAGGGCGUGUCACUUCCGUCGCGUUCGCGGGACACCGGCUCGCGAUCGCAGGGUUCUCGCGGGGGACCGAUGAUAACACAACGGGAAGAGAAGGACGCGACGCCUUUGUAUUCUUACCGUACUGCGCGCGCGUCGGAUCGGCUGCUUCGCGCUCGCACGUGUCGCGAAGGGCGGCGAGCGCGACUCGAUAGCGAGGAGGAAGAGGUCGCGAAAAGGGGCUCGAGCCGUCCCUACUUCGCCCGGGGGCGCGCCCCGGAAGGAAAUCUAUGCACCCCCCGAGUCUGCACAGCGGACUAGAGGAAAAUUAUGCACGCGCGCGUAUGUAAGUCCCGGUGAUUUAGAAGUAGCGCCAAAGCGAGAUUACGCACGAGACGUAUUACGGGAGGAGAGGUGAGGUGUGCGAGCGAGCGAGCUCUUUUAAGUACGUAUUGUAAAGCGGCGUGCGCACUGCUGCUGACGCGCACACUACCGAACAAGUCGCCAGCAAUAUCGUUCAUUCGGAAUCUCCGCCGGCGCCGGAGACACGGAGAAAGCGAGAAAUCGGGGGAACUUCUCCGCCGUCGUUUACCUCGUAAUAGAGCUGCGACCGGACGUAAUGAAAUGCGACUGUAUGAGCGUGUUUGAUCGAGCGAAUGACGUAUGUGUGUAUCCGGAACUUUCCCGGAGAUCCGUGAGUCCACGACAACAAACGCAAUAACUCGACGUUAAGCUGUAACAAACGAAAACGGUAAAAGGAGGAGGAGGAGGAGGAAGACGCAAUGUCAACAAUCGCGGAUCACCACUGCCUCGGGUAAUCACUUGAUUGCGAGGAACGUAGAGCGAGUGCGCAGCAGAAAACGAACAAACUGUCUCGUGUAAAUUACAAGAAUGCGUAACCGUCGUGUCUCAGACGGAAACCUCUGCCAAAACGGAACGUACACGCGUAAUGUUAUAAAGGAGAAAAAAAAAGUAGCGGGAGUAUAAAGACGUCUUACAAUUAGUGUCCACAUAUCACUCCAAUGCAUAACAAGGGAGGGAAGGGAGGCAGAAGUGAUCGAUGUGUCGCGCGGGCAUGAGGAGGGAGGUGGAAAGUGCGAGAGAAUGCGAGAGAAGUGCUAGAGGAUGCCGCCUCUCGUCGAGAACGUAAGUGCCGGAAAUGCGAUGGUCUGUGUCGCUCUCGCGGAUCGCCGAAGAGAUCCACGGUGCGACGAGAGGCGGUAUCGACGGGACGGCGUUCGUGAGAACGCGCCCGAGAGAAAGGAAGUCUCUUUAUAAAGCGAGUAUUUGUAAGUCAUACUUUUUUGUCACAAUGAUUGUCAAUAAAAUGGAGAAAUACUGUGUAUGUACUACAACGAAUGUGUGUUUCGAGACGGGCCGGCGAUACCUCUCGAGAAGAACGAAGCACGCGAUAUCGGAGCGCGCGCUCCUCUCUUCGCCUCCCUUCUUUUCUUUUGUCAUCCGUGCGUGUUCCUCGUUCAGCAUUUACGUUCUGCGCACGACGACGAGUUUGACAUACGCGGCCGCCGCGCCGGUCGCUUUGUACAAUUUUUCUUUUUUUUUUUUUUUACGUUGCCAUAGUAACCGUAGAUGAUGUAAUCGACGUUCCCCGUCGGUCGCGCGAAAGGGAAAAAGUAUAUAUAUAUAUAUAUAAAAAACAAGGAAAAACAUAUAUGUGUAUAUAUAUAUGCACACACACUCGCGCGUGUAUAUACAUACGCGUAUAUCCAAAUUGUAUACGAUUUUUAAUACACUUUAUUAUUAUUUAA